CUCUCGCGCUACCAGCUCUCCAACGCCAACGUCGCCGCUGCAAUACCUGAAUCUUUGCUCCUCCGAUGAUAUAGUCGCCGUCGUCUUCCGCUGCGUACGCUGCAGCAUGCACACGCCAUGUCGUCCCUCGCCGAACCGCGUCGACCGCGCCUCCUGGCCCAGAACCGCAAGCUGCGGCACCUCCGCGGCGUCUGGUUGCGAAACCUGUCCUUUGCGCCCGCGACCCUGCGAACGACGGACGAUGCAGACAUCAACCGGAGCCCCAAGAAGCUGCAGGUGCUGAGGGAGUCGGGCCAAUUGCACCCGUCACGAUCGUCCGAGAACCUCCGGAACGACAGCCUGCGCCCCGAGACCUUGCGACCGCAGAAUGCCCGUAGAACCAGCUUGAGCAUGGCGCACGCGAACCCCGUCGCGAGGCAAAAGAAGCUGGAGACUUUGGUCGAGGACGCUGUCGGGGAUGUCUUUUACUCGCUGCACGUAGGCGGGUGUGCUGAUCCUGUCUACGUGAGCGAGGUGAGGGAGAGGUCGGCGAACUUCAACUUUCAGUUUUUCAGUCUGGGUGACUGCGAGCCGACCAUUUCGAGAUCCUGCGUCAUGACUAUCCGCCUGUGGGCGAAGCGACCGAAACAACAAUCUUGGGUCUUCUUGUUGGAGGAGAUGGUGGACUUGCGACGCCUCAACUUUGUUGCAACCCUAAUGGAUAGGCGAUUCCCGCCGAAUGCCCUCGUUUUCCACCUCGAGGACGGAAUCUACUCGCUCGACUUCCCCAACCGUAUAUCCGAUCCCAAGCAGGCACCGACAAUCGCGAGUUCGUCGUACAAUGCGCUAAUGAAGCUGGCCAAUCUAGAGAGCUCCAUCGAGGAUGCCAUGGAAACGCAGCGACGCAUCAUGGGUGAAAUAAACCAAAUUUUGGAGGAGAGUCCCACGGAUACUUCAGGGACAGCGGAGGAGGCCGUCACGCUUGCCGAGAAAUAUGUCACGACACAACGACGAGCGAACCGACUUGCAGAGAAGCAAAGAGACGAUCUCCUGGAAUCGCUCAGGAGCCGAAGAGCAGCUAUAGCCGAUGGGAGGGAGCUUCAGGCCAAGGCGGAAGAGGACAUUGCGAACAACGAGGAAAACCUGCGGGCGUCAAGGGAGCUCGUCGAGAAGACGGAGCAGCAGAUCCGAGGGCAGCGCCGUCGCAUAUGCUCGGAUCUCGCCGACAUCUUCCCCAUCACGCCGAUUCCCAAUGCGCCUCCCCUGUCGUUCCAGAUUUGCAAUGUUCCCCUGCCAAACUCAACCUACGAUGCUGCCACGGCCAGGCAGAUCACCGAAGAUGUCCUUUCCGCCGGCCUCGGCUUCGUAUCCCUCCUCACGCGCCACCUACAAUUCUAUCUUUCCCACCCGCUACCAUACCCCCUCGAUUCGUUUGGGUCUCGCUCUUAUGCCCGGGAUGACAUCUCCCAUCUCUCUGACAAAACUGUGUCCCGACGAGAAUUCCCUCUCUAUCUCCCUCGAGGAGGGUCUACGGUUGGCCAAUGGCGGUUCGAGUACGCCUGGUUCCUCCUCAACAAAAACAUCGAGUCUCUCUGCUCUUCCCAAGGCCUGAAGGUCGUCGACAUCCGACACUCGCUUCCUAAUCUCAAGUACUUGCUUUACGUUUGCAGCGCCGGGACCGAGGAUGUACCCGAGCGCAAAAAGGGUGGUGUUCGGGGACUGUGGGCUGGCAGACUGAAGGGUAGGCUGUCGACCAUGUCAACCCAAAUUGAUGGCGACGGCAGUAGCACUGCUGGGAGUCGACGGGGCAGUGGCGAAAGCGAGACGAUGAAUCAGCACGGGGAUGCGCUGAGGAAGGCUCUUAUGAAGAGCAAUGGUAAUGGAACGCCCGAUGAGGUGGCAGUGGAGAGCCUGAGUGAUGUCGUCGUGUCACUACCCUUUGACGAGGGCGACGCCAAGUUCACACUCAGAACUAAAGGAUUAAGAGAGAAUGUUUCAAGAUGAAGCUUGGGGGUGUUUUCAUCGAGUCUUGGCAUGGCGUUGGGGACUGGCAUGGACCGCAGACGUAGCGCGUCGGUUGGAUCAUGUUACAUUAUAUUGAGCACAAGAUGACAGACAGAUUUACAAUUCCUGAAUUCCAU
Messenger RNA from Ilyonectria robusta, 2120 nucleotides. RefSeq lists its product as uncharacterized. Gene Ontology annotation, biological process: SNARE complex assembly. The transcript has 2 exons. Gene Ontology annotation, cellular component: endosome; phosphatidylinositol 3-kinase complex, class III, type II; lytic vacuole. Bases 118 to 1983 code for a protein of 621 amino acids. NCBI's taxonomy places the organism in Eukaryota, Fungi, Ascomycota, Sordariomycetes, Hypocreales, Nectriaceae. Gene Ontology annotation, molecular function: SNARE binding. The record is from RefSeq and is a predicted model, not a curated record.